GCUGCCAAUUGGAUGGAUGGGAUAAAGAAUUUGCAAUUCUACAGAGCUUUGCACCCUCGGGACGUUCCGAAAAGCUCGAUCGGCAGUCACAUAAGAAGACAGACUCAGCAGCAUAGCAAGAUUCCAGCAUGGGAAAAUGAUCAUCAUCUGUUGGUUCUAACUGUGGAUUUGGAGAUGUGUUUACUGGAGGGAGGAAAUGUCAGUGUGUUUAGCAAAUUAGUAAAUGUAUUUUACUAACAUGUCAUUUUCUAAAACAUUUAUUCCUCCAGUCCUCAAGGACUGGUGUGUUGGAGUCUAAUAGACACACAGUUCACCAGAUUCCAACUCGGGCUGGGUUAAGUCAGCCCCUACGAAGUCAGUGCGUGGGCGGCGGCCCCAGACAUUUACCGGAAACCCUUUCCCUUCUUCUUCCUGGUUUAGUGUUUGGAGGUUACACGCUUUCGGAGCUUCACUGAAGGAAACGAGAAACAUCUGUCCCCUUCAGUGAUUCUGGAAAGCAUGGCACCUGUGUGGGCACAGAUUGCUGGAUUUGCCACACUACCCCAUGUUGGAGGUUUCUUUGGCUGGUACUUGACAAGGUCACAAGUGCCUACAUGGUUUGAUAACCUGAAGAAGCCAUCAUGGCGGCCAUCCAAUAAGAUGUUCCCUGUGGUGUGGACCACUUUAUACACGGGAAUGGGUUAUGCUUCCUACUUGGUGUGGAGAGAUCUAGGGGGUUUCACAAAUGAAGCACUUGUUCCUUUUGGCCUGUAUGGAACUCAGUUGAUUUUGAAUUGGACAUGGACUCCAGUAUUCUUUGGGGCGCACAGAUUAAAACUGGCCUUGAUCAAUAUUCUUUGUCUGUAUGGCACUGUGGUGGGCACGGUGGUAUCCUGGUACCCCAUCAACAAAAUGGCAUCACUGCUUCUGGUGCCAUAUCUUGCUUGGCUGACUCUUGCCUCAGCUCUUACCUAUUGUAUCUGGAGGGACAACCCAGAUAAGAAGGAGAAAUAAGAAAAGAGCUUCAAUGGAUGAAAUACCCAUCUUCAGUCAUCCUUUCAACCCAACUUGCCAUCGCCACAAAAGACAGCCUGGGUGUGGCGGGGCUGGGUGGGGUGGGUGGGGGAAUGACUUGCGGUGGUUGUUUUGUUUUACUUGUUAUGCUUAUUAACAAAAUAUGGAUUUAAAACAAAGGAAUGUUUUUGGCAGGUUUGUGUGUGUGUGUGUGCACGCGCGCGCCCAUGUGUAUGUAUUUGUGUGUGCGUGUGUAUUUGCACGCAUGUGCACGAAGCAAAGGUGAACAACCAGAAAAAGCCAGUCCAUGUGAAGCUUGUCCCUCUAAUACCCUAACACACUCACUGCAGUAUCGAGCUCCUACUGAGCAUCAACAAUGAAUUGCCUUUACUAUCUGCCUAUACAAUCUAUUAUUCCUUUUAUUGCUAUCCUACAUCAAUCAGACCAGAGACCCCGCCCACCAAAAUCUCAACAAGAAUACAGUAAUUAUUUGAAUAAGUUUGAAAAUUGGCAGAAGAUUAUAGAGAGAUGUGUAUGGGAUUGAUGCCUGGACAUUAAUGUUCUAACAUUAAAGUUCAGGCUUUGACCUAAUUAUCAGGGAGAGGGUUUACAUAUUCUGGUUAUAUUUUAACUAUUUGUUUGAUGUUUACUAGUACAACACAGCCUUGAAUUCAGUGUAAAGUUACUGUGUCCCUUUGUACUUAAAACCUCACCAUGGCGAAGCAGUCCACAUGUUCAAAAGGUUGUGCCUGCUUAAUUCUCGAGUGUAAGAUUCGGUGCAUUAGCAUAUGCUUGGAUUUUGAGUGUUGCUAUCCACUGGCUUCAUGCCCACUUAAUGAAUGUAUAAGCUUUCCAAUGAGCUUGGGCUAUUGUGUGUCGCAGUCAUUCAUGAACAUACACUCAAAACAUACGUUUGAUCCCACAAAUACCUAACCAUAAUGUGCAUGUCCUUUUUACUUCCUUGAUGUUGUUGCUGAUUAAUAUGUAACAUCUACACAGAUAAAUUCAUUACAAAAAUGAGGCCAUUGAUAAUGAUGUAUAUGUGUACAGUACAAUACCACCAUGUACAGAGCUAAGAUAAAUAGAUGUUUUUUUUUAAGCCUAUUGAAAAAAUAUUUUCCUGUACCAAAGAUAAAUUAAUUACGUUCUUUUUUAAAAAUAAAUGAAGGUACAACAGAA
This is a messenger RNA of Carcharodon carcharias (great white shark), 2172 nucleotides long. Its product is annotated as translocator protein-like. Lineage: Eukaryota; Metazoa; Chordata; Chondrichthyes; Lamniformes; Lamnidae. Gene Ontology annotation, cellular component: membrane; endoplasmic reticulum. Bases 499 to 993 code for a protein of 164 amino acids. The record is from RefSeq and is a predicted model, not a curated record. Gene Ontology annotation, molecular function: cholesterol binding. The transcript is spliced from 4 exons.